GUAACUGAGUGGUGAUUGUUUCUCAGGCAGGGUUAUUCUUCAAAGUUUUUACUUGUUUGGGAAUUCAUUUGUCAUAUUAUUUUAAAGUUUUAUUUUUGUGGACAACAAAUGUUUAAGAAAUUGACAAAUAUGCCCAGAAAGUAAUAGUCGUUUGUAAUUAUAGAGAUUUUCAGAUCUUAUACCAGGCGAUUAUGAUUAUAUGGCACAAUAUAUAUCUCGUUUGUGCAACGCGCAAGGCUAUCGUAGCUGGAUCUGAAUGUUUGGUACUGUUUACAUAUAUCGUAUUGAACUGCUGAAGCUUAGGAGUGAUUGAUAUUUUUAAGGUUGGAAAGCAAUAGAUGGAACUCGGAAAGAAAAGAUUUGCCUUUUUUGCUCUUGGAUAUUUUGAACGCUGUUUUAAGAUAUAAAGGUGGUCGGAUGCCUGGUGUAAGAACUACAGAUAGACGUCGACUGCAAAAUAUUUCAUCAACUUCAUCAUUAGCACCCCGCGUUGUGCUUUCACGGUUGGAGCCAAGAGAAUUUGAACACCUAAAGCUAUCAUAUAAAGUAGCUCUUAUUGACCAAAGAAAAUCCAGAAGCUGCCGUGGUAUGAACAUGGGCCAAAAAAUAAGUGGAGGUGCAAAAUCAGUUAGCCGAAAUGACUCACAGGCGAACUUUAAACCAAUAAUACCACGUGAACUCGCAGCUGACUUCAUAAAGCCUACGCGAUUAGAUAUUUUGUUGGAUAUGCCUCCUGCAAGUAAAGAGGUGCAAUUGAAACAUUCGUGGAAUUCUGAAGAUAGAUCACUAAAUAUAUUCGUAAAAGAAGAUGAUAAACUGACAUUUCAUAGGCAUCCUGUUGCCCAGAGUACGGAUUGCAUACGAGGAAAAACAGGCCUUACAAAAGGCCUACAUAUAUGGGAAAUUUAUUGGCCAACAAGGCAAAGAGGUACCCACGCAGUAGUGGGAGUAGCUACAGCUGAAGCGCCUUUACAUUCAGUCGGCUACCAAAGCUUAGUGGGUUUGUCAGAUCAAAGUUGGGGUUGGGAUUUAGGAAGAAAUAAACUAUAUCAUGAUUCUAAAAACUGUGCUGGAAUAACCUAUCCAGCCAUUCUUAAAAAUGAUGAAGCCUUUUUAGUCCCGGAUAAAUUUUUAGUUGCUUUGGACAUGGACGAAGGUACAUUAAGCUUUAUUGUUGAUCAGCAAUACCUCGGAGUUGCAUUUAAAGGGCUCAAAGGAAAAAAACUUUAUCCCGUCGUUUCUGCUGUUUGGGGCCACUGUGAAAUUACAAUGACAUACAUUGGUGGAUUGGAUCCUGAACCACUACCAUUAAUGGAUUUAUGUAGAAGAACCAUUCGCCAAAAAGUAGGACGUGUACAUUUAGAGGAGCGUAUUCAAGAGCUACAACUCCCUCUAUCUAUGAAGAAAUACCUACUGUACAAAAAUCGAAGAUAAUACCUUAAUAUAAUUACUUAAGAUAUAAUUUACAUUUAAAGUAACUUCAUUGUCAAAUAGUAUCGUUAAAGCUGCUGAUGUUGCCACUAUUACAUGCGUAAGAUCUCCAAAAAUUUGAUCUUUUUACAAUAACAAACGUAUUAAGUGUAAUUAUAGCAUUCUUUACUUUUGACACAAAUCAUAAAUUCAUAUUAAAUAAUAUUUUUAUUAGAUAAGCCUAAAAGUAUCUGGAACAUGCGUUCUCGCUUCACUAUGUAAGGAAGCUUUUAAUAUAGGAUAGAGAAGAGCUGUAGGCAUAAUUAAGAUUGUUUAUUUCAAUUAUAUAAUAAAUUCACCUAAGCAUAUAUUCCUUGCAGUAAAACAAUGAUUGUAAUAAUUUAUAAAAAUAUUUGAAUGGGCAUCAUUAUUUUGCUAUGAACUAUCAGUAAAAGGACAUAUGAUAUUAAAACAUGUAAGCUCUUCAUUAGCGAACUCAUAUGUUUGUUUAAUAAUAUAAUUUGUCAUAUGGUAAUAUAGAGUUUUGCAUAUUUUUCAA
Anastrepha ludens (Mexican fruit fly) is the source of this 1969-nucleotide messenger RNA. RefSeq names its product protein gustavus (gene gus). The transcript is spliced from 4 exons. The coding region runs from base 418 to 1434 and encodes 338 amino acids. The record is from RefSeq and is a predicted model, not a curated record. Lineage: Eukaryota; Metazoa; Arthropoda; Insecta; Diptera; Tephritidae. Gene Ontology annotation, biological process: proteasome-mediated ubiquitin-dependent protein catabolic process. Gene Ontology annotation, molecular function: protein binding. Gene Ontology annotation, cellular component: SCF ubiquitin ligase complex.